AUGGGAGGUGCCACGCCCAGUAAUGGAGAUCCCGCUGUAAAUGCACUCAAGUUCUUAGAUGUGGUAAACAUGAAUGAUAAGUCGCAAAAAUCGCAUUUUUACAAAAAUACACUAAUGGAAGCGAUGCCGCUGAUACCGAGGAAAUUGUGGUGGCAAAAUGUGUGGCCAAUCUUGCAGGCCGAAAUUAGCAACGGUGAAGUGCUGGCGGCUGUCCUACAACCGACCAUUACACUCAUACAAGAGGCAUCGCCAAGUGAAUACGAGUCGAUUAUGGCGCCGACAAUGAAAGUUCUUUUCCGUUCACCCAAAUCCACCCAGGCUACUGUCACUUUACUGGAAAAUUUACAUCUCAUUAUUGAGAAGACGGCACCUGGGGAUGUUACCGCCGACAUUAUUCCAAUGCUGUUCUUUGCUUUCGAAAGCUCAGCAAUACAAGUGCAGAACGCUGCCGUUGUUGCAGUUACAAACGUAUUCGACAACAUUGAAGAUGUCUUUUUAAGAAGUAUGGUUGUGCCAAAGGUAAAAUCGGUGUUUGAAAAAAAUCUAGCCGAUCCAAAAAUUGUGCAAAUUGUUCUCAUCUGCAUUGAAGGACUGAUGGAUAAACUGGAGCGAGCUCAGGUUAUGAUAGAAGUCCUGCAGCUGCUUGGUGAUGUUCGCAUACCGGAUCCGGAUAUUGUGAUGCAUACAGUUCAUAUUUAUCACAAAAUGGUUGCCGAUAAAACGUAUGGGCUGACGGUGGAAACGGUGGCGAUACACGUGCUUCCAUUACUGAUACCGCACACCGUUAAUCCCGGCUUAAAUCUCGAACAAUAUUGCAUGCUGGUCGAGGUGCUGCAAGAGAUGCUCGAACAAAUUGACCGACAGCAACGUAACAAAUUGAAGCUUGAGAAUCUGUCAAUACCAUCACCGGAACGUCAUCGUCCAUUCAGACAUCAAUUCUCUUCGGAUAACUUGAAUGCACCACCAUUCCAUAUACCCAAUUUGCGAAUCGAUCAGCGGAAAACAUCCAGUGCUGAGGAUAUGGCACAGAAGAACUCUGGAGCUCGUUUAUUUACAGGUUCAGGCAUGCUGGGAGGUUCGUGGUUCGGUUGCUCGCUAUCAUCGCCCGAUAGUAACUUCCCGCGUGUUGCUAAAGCAUUCCCCAACUGGCGUCUCUCGGAUAACACUUUGAUAAAACCGAAAACACGCAUAGCGUCAUCGUAUGCAUCCUCUCCUGGUAGAAUGCCAGGCUCUGGACUGCCAACACGCCGACACUCGAGCAUUGGACCAAAGGAACGCCGUGGCUCGAUAAUCAAUCAGUCCCCGCCUACUACGUAUGGUUUUGGUGCACGCGGUAGUUCCGGAUCGAGGUUUUCGGUACCCUCUUCGUCGGCCUAUGUUAAAUCUCCUUUAUUAUCCUCCAACAAACAGGGUGGAUCAAUGCCGAAUACAUCGAGCAGUUUACCAUUUUCAUUAUCAUCCAGCAUGCCAUCGAUCCGUUCCAGACUUACUUCUACUGUACACUCAUCGGGACCAUUGGGAUCUGGCUCUGAGAUUCUACAACAACUUAGCAGCGGAAUGUAUCAGCUAUUCUUCGGUCGAACUUAAGCAAAAACAUUUUACACGACAUAACUAUCAAAAUCAUUUUAGCUCAUCUUGCAUAUGCUUAGCAUAAAUAAAUUCUCAACUGCACCAAAUAACAGCGUGAACUAAGAAGGGCUUGUGAAAGAAAUCGACAAGUUUCAAUUUUCGCUUAAAGAACGUAUAAACACAUACAUAUAAAUAUCUAUGAAAAACCAACAAGCAAAAAAUUAGAUUUAUUUUCAGCCAGGUAGCAUAUUCGUACCUUUCAAACUUAACUUAAAUGUUAUCUCUAUACUAGCAUAUUUAGUUAAAAUGCUAACCUUACUUACGUACAAACUUACAUACAUACCUACAUAUAUCAAAAUGAGGUUGACGUUGUGUUAAACACAAAGUAAGCAAAUAAAAGUUUACAUAUUUCCGAAAUUUAAGGUGAAAUACAAAUACCCUGUAUGCAUAUGCAUCAUUUUAAAAACUGAAAUUAAAAAUUAAUACCCACAUUUAAUGUACUAGAAAAAAGGGAAUCUAAUUCAAUUUAAACCUUGUAUUUACUUAUACAUAUUAACAUUUACAGGAAUUACAAACUACAAACCAUUAGCAAAUUUUCAGCAAAAUAUAUUAAUGUAUUUACAUAUUUAAUAUUAUAUGUUGAUGUUCACAAAGGAAUCUCGAUGUUUUAUUAAACAAGUAUACCUAUAUAUAAGUGAAUUGGGGCAAAAAGCCCAAAAGUAUACAUGCAUACAUACACACAUAUAAUACAUCCAAAUGUAGGUGAAUUAGUAGGUGUACGUAGUGUUUAGCUCAGUACAAAAUAGUGAAAGUGACUAAAGUAAAGCCAAUUAUUAAUAUAAUAUUUUUUGUAACUUUCAAAAAGUU
Messenger RNA from Anastrepha obliqua, 2436 nucleotides. RefSeq lists its product as uncharacterized. NCBI's taxonomy places the organism in Eukaryota, Metazoa, Arthropoda, Insecta, Diptera, Tephritidae. The record is from RefSeq and is a predicted model, not a curated record. The coding region runs from base 1 to 1587 and encodes 528 amino acids. The transcript has 12 exons.